AUAUGACUUUGAAAUAUGAAGUUUUAAUUUUGUCCAAAAAACCCCAAAUUAUUUCCGAUAAUUUUUGAUUCACUUUACUAACAGUUCCUCAUUGUUGCAAUAUUAUAAUAUAGGACUCACUCAGUAAUGGAAUACGGAACAUUUUCACCUGUGUUGUACAUUUGAUGGGUUCUGUGGUAGAAAUAAUUACCAGAUUUAAAUAUUGUCCCUGAAUACAUCCACCCCUCCGCCUCCUUGGAAUCACAUGAGGCUGAUUAACCAGCAUAACUCUCCUCAAAACAAAGCUUUUCUUUUACCUAAAUGACUUGAGCGUGACCGUGCUGCCCAUGUUGCCGGGUGGACAGGAUUUCUCUGGUUAACUCUGGAAAACAAAGUUUCCUCCUCUUCGCUCAACAAACAGGAUAGAAAAGCCUCUUUACCACAACAACGGCUGAUUUUACCAUGUCAUCACCACAGCAAAUGGAUGAAAUGAGAAUAAAAAGAGGAAUUGUGAUCAAAGAUGACUGGCCUGGCUACAACCUGGAUCUGUUCACCUACCCUGAACAUUACCACGACGACAUUGAGAACGUCUACAUUCCCCACGGAGUCAUCAUGAACCGGAUAGAGCGCCUGGCCCGGUACGUCAUGGAGGACUUUGAGGACAGUAAGAUCAUGGUGCUGUGCGUUCUGAAGGGAGGAUACAAGUUCUGUGCAGAUCUGGUGGAGUUCAUCAAGGUUCUGGGAUGCAGCUCCAACCGGUACCUGGAGACCCGGGUGGAGUUUAUCCGCCUGAAGAGCUACCUGAACGACCAAUCAACAGAGGACCUUCACAUCAUUGGAAGCAGUGAUCUGUCUUUUCUACGUGGAAAGAGUGUGCUCGUUGUUGAGGCCAUCGUCGACACAGGAAAGACCAUGAAGGCUCUUCUCAAGCAUGUGGAGACCUUUGAGCCCAAGAUGGUCAAGGUCGCGGGUCUGCUGGUGAAGAGGCUCUCCAACAUGACUGAAAGUCUGACAGACUAUGUUGGAUUUGAAAUCCCCAAUCGAUUCGUGGUCGGCUACGCCUUGGACUACAACGAGUACUUCCGUGACCUGAACGUGAGUCCUGAGUUUGCUGCUGCUGCUGCUAACCUCGUGACCUGAAAAGCUGUGGAGAAAAAGAGAUGAAAGAGGCGGAGGCGGGAAAGCAAACACGGUAAAUCAAAGAGGUUCUCUCCUCCUCUGUGAAAUCUAAACUCACCCAACAGGUAUCCUCCCUGGCUGAGGAGGUUUUACAUGCAGCUGCAGCGUUUUAUAAGAGCGGUUUAUGAGAGUACACUUGUUUGAAAGACAGAAACAUCCAGGGAGAGUCUGCUUUAUUAUCUUCGCACUAUUUGAUUUUCACAGUCCGUUUUAGUGGCAUGGACGUCCAUUACAGGUAAAACCAGAAGUAGCUUAUAAGAAAAACUAAUUCUGCUGACAUGGAAGCUAAAAGAAAACAUUCAUUAAUGUUACAGAGGUUUCAAAAAUACACUUCCCUGCAAAAACACAAAAUCUUACCAAGUAUUUUGGUACAGUUCCUAGUUCAAGUAUUUUAGUUUCAACUCACAAGAAACUUUUUAGCAAGAUAAAGGAGAUUGUUUUAAGUAAAUAAUUCCUUAAUCUUGAUUUUUUUUUUACAAAGUACUUAUUCCACUGACCAAUUAUUUCACUUUUAACAAAACAUUUUUCCCUCUUAUAAGUAAAAUAAAGUGGAACUAAAAUGUUUUCGUUAUUAAGAAAUUGACGUAAAACAAGCUCCUUUUUCCUCGCUGAAAGUUACUUGUAAGUUGAUUUAUUUCAAGUGUAUUAACAUAUUUGCACUAGAAACUUGGUAAAAAUGUGGUGUUUUUGCAGUGUGGCCAACAUUUUCCAGCAAAUUACUCAACUAACUCAACUUGGCUUGAAAUAUAUAUGAUGUUUAUUCUAGUUAAUAGAUAAAAUAACAAUCAAUAUAUGGUAUUAAGAUUAGUUUCACAUUUUCUAGUUUAUCUAUUGUUAGAUAAACUAGCUACAUGCCAAUUAUGUGUUUCAUCCUGUGUAAACCUUUGCAAAUAAUUUCAGAUUU
This is a messenger RNA of Xiphophorus couchianus (Monterrey platyfish), 2062 nucleotides long. Its product is annotated as phosphoribosyltransferase domain-containing protein 1-like. Lineage: Eukaryota; Metazoa; Chordata; Actinopteri; Cyprinodontiformes; Poeciliidae. Gene Ontology annotation, molecular function: magnesium ion binding; hypoxanthine phosphoribosyltransferase activity. Bases 442 to 1119 code for a protein of 225 amino acids. Gene Ontology annotation, biological process: GMP salvage; guanine salvage; purine ribonucleoside salvage. The transcript has 9 exons. The record is from RefSeq and is a predicted model, not a curated record. Gene Ontology annotation, cellular component: cytosol.